Molecule: messenger RNA, 1535 nt
Organism: Orbicella faveolata
Lineage: Eukaryota; Metazoa; Cnidaria; Anthozoa; Scleractinia; Merulinidae
Source: RefSeq, a predicted model, not a curated record
CCUAAAGAGAAACCUCACAGAGCAAAGCAUUAUUGUUAGUGUUUGCCAAGGACAGUUAGCAAGCACGGGCGACGCGAGAGUUUAGCAUGGCGACGGGAAUAUUGAAAUUUCUCGUCGUCGCACUCCUUGCUGUGACGUUGUCAAAUUCCCAUCAUAACUGACAGUGACAAUGACAACUGCCAGACUUGGGUCCAGUACCCAACGACCGGGCAGAUGGGGCCGUGGUAGUCCUGGGGAUGAUAAACUCAGGAUGACAUCAGAACAUCUGAUGACAAGCCGAUUGUCGCGUCAAGGCCAUCGAGAAAAUGGACCAGAUGCGACAAGACGCUGAUGCCAGCAACAUGACCGGCAUGGUGUUCAUGACAGUUGUUGGCCAAAAUGUUUUCUCGGACACAUGGAAUCAAACUGAUGACAUUUUCGAGGAACAUCAGCCUGGUCUGUUAUCUGCCAUCUUCGAUCACCAGACAAGUGGCAUAUUUGUUUAUAACCGCUGCGGUAGUCGGGUGGGGGAGCUGCAGUUGUUUCCAUUGGUGCCGUUAGAUCCUUCGGAAGUGGAGAAUGAAUGGAAAAUCAUCUCAAAGGCCUACAACAAGUGCCCGCAAUGCAACAAACCAGCGCCAACACCUCAACCUCAAGACGAGACAAAUUCCGCUCCACAGUAGUUCACAUCCGUAGAAAUGAAUUUUGUAGGGUUUUUCAUUUGAAAGCUAAAUUAAAUAUCAUAAUAACUGAACGUAAUUGCUGCUGUUAGUUAUAUCCCAUUAGAAAUAACUUGUACUUGAUAACUUAAGGUAAAUUGAGAACCUGAUUUUAGUGUUUACAAACUUGUUCUAAAGCGUUUUUCAGUUGAUUGUCGUGGAAUCAAAACUUUUGGCUCAUCACUAAUAGAAACGUAAUGAGGGAAUCAGAUCUCUGAAGCAAAAACCUGCAACCCGCACCAAGCGCGGGAAAAAGCACGCGCCAAGCCACUAUUAGUCACCACCUGAUUGGUUAAAAUAAAACAGAAUCUUGUAACUGAUUGGUUGAAGCACUUUCUUAGACAGUCAGUUGAAAACCGUGCUUUGAAUAGAAACAAAUACUUAAAUUAGAUUUUUGAUUCAAGGAUAGGAUAGGAUACUUAUUUAAAGUCUUCAAAAUGAAGUAGUUUCUUUUUACCAUUGUUAUUUUGUUUCUUUGUUUACCUGGAAAGAAUCAUAUUACCUUUCCAUUACGAUACAAGCGCAGAAUGUAGGAGAGAGAAAGUCUUUAGUUCCAGUUUUAGAAAACAUGAUGAUUAAUGAUAAACAAGCGGCAAAAAGUUUAAACUGUUUGUUUUGAUGUGUGUUCAUCAAUUUCUGUCUGAGAGCAGAGAAACAGAACAUUUCAUUACGAGUUAACCGGCUGGUUUGUAUGACAAGCUUGCAGCAAAGAUUAUUUGUAAGUUUUUGAAUUUUUUUUACCAGUCUACUCGCACAUGAAAGGAACGAGAUUUGAGAAAGAACUUUGUGCUUCGGUGUUAUGUUGUGAAAGAGGUAAUAAAAUCGAUUCUCAUAAAA